AUGGAAGGAAGCAUAAUAGCACAAACUGAAAAAGACUUUACUUCUCUGAAGUUCAACCAGCUGACCAUUCAUGGCGAUAUCUCCCAUUCAGCCUAUGCUUCUUCUCCUCACGUCACUCUUCUUCUUACCCUCUUUGCAAGCUGCCCAUUUUCGAUACUGCAAAAAUAUGUUUACGGUAACAUCACUCGUGUCGAUGUCUCUCCAAACCCAGUGGACGGCGGUGACGAACCAACCAUUACGUUUUUCGGUUUCGUAAAUAAUUCAAGCGCCACCAUUUACAGAGGAAAACUGGAGGUGUACAUUUAUUCGCAUUAUCUGCAUGUUGACACCAGUCGCAUGCUGGUAACAAAAAGAGUUGAUGAAAACGACGGCAUUAUUGAACGUGGCAAAAACUUUAAGUUAAGUAUCCGUCUUCCUGCGAGCGAAGCCAAUGAGGGUGAAGCACCAAUUUCCGUAACAUUGAUUGAUGAACGUCCGAUAUAUGAUGACAAGCCAGUGCCACAAAAAAGACUCUGCUUUGAUAUGUACUUGCCUUCUACAAAUCACCCAGAACCCUCUACUUCUUCUUAAUUAAUCUACUUGGCUGAUGAUGAGAAUAUGUUUACAAAGUCAUUUUUAUUAGAGAGAGACACUCUCCCUACUUGUAUUUGUUUUUGUGUGUGUUUUCUUGUCCAACAAAUAAAAAGAAAGCUCUAACCGAUGAUACUCUUUGUUGUAAAUUUGCUUUGAUCUCUAUGAACCGG
This is a messenger RNA of Eruca vesicaria subsp. sativa (arugula), 743 nucleotides long. NCBI's taxonomy places the organism in Eukaryota, Viridiplantae, Streptophyta, Magnoliopsida, Brassicales, Brassicaceae. The record is from the annotation of a GenBank genome assembly.